GUAUAACAGUUAAGUUGAUGUAAUGAACAAAACUCUCAGAUUGAGAGUUCAAUAAGCAUGCAAUACAAUACAGGGCUCAGUCGAGUCUAGUGCAUGAAACAGACAAGAAGCCUUUCAAGAUUAUCAUCCGAAAACCUUUAUAACCCGUAGUAAAGCCAUAGUCCGGAGUGACCUUCUAGUAGUUUUUAAAAAGUGUUUUAAGUAUAAAACAGUGGCGACGAGGAUGGGAUCGUUCGACUUCUCGGGACCAAAAGAAAAAUUUCCAUGCAAACGCUAUUUGCAAUUAUUGCAAACGCAAGGGUCAUUUGAAAAGAGAUUGUUUUCAUUUCAAGAAGUCUAUUGCAGUAAAUUCUGUUGUUGAGCCGCAACCUGCAAUGGAUGAUGUUGCUCACUAUUACAAGCGUAUGAAAGUUAAAAAAUCUAGCGACGAAGAUAACUCAGAUUAUGAGUGUCUGAUGAUUAAAGCCGUAAACAGUGUUAGUGAGCCAUGUUUAAUUAAAGUUUCAGUAAACGAUGAGUGUUUAGCGAUGGAAAUGGAUACUGGUUCGGUAGUGUCAGUAAUAGGCAAAAAUACAUACUACGAAAAAUUCUCAAAAAUACCACUCUCAAAUUGCACACGCAGACUGGUGGUAGUCAGUGGAUCACGUUUAAAAAUACUCGGAGAGUUGGAAGUUUUUGUAUCUGUGAACAAUAAAACUGCUGUAGCUAGAUUGAUCGUAUUGCAGACUGAUAAUAAUUUCACCCCACUUAUCGGGAGAGAUUGGAUGGAUUUGUUUUUUCCUCACUGGCGUAAAGGUUUGAUUGGAUUGGAAGCAGUUAAACAAGUAGGCUUUGAAGACGAUAAGGAGCAACUUUUAGGUUACGAAGCUGAACUUAUCCUAAAAAAUGAUCAGCCAAUUUUCAAGCGUGCUUACGAGGUACCAUACAAAAUCCGUGACAAACUGUUGAACCACUUGGACAUGCUAGAAAAGCAGAACGUAGUUACUCCAAUAGCAGCAAGCGAGUGGGCGUCUCCAGUAAUCGCCGUUAUGAAGAAAGACGGCGACAUACGCAUGGUGAUCGAUUGCAAGAUUUCUCUCGGGCAUCAAACUGUUACAGCUCAUCGAAAUCAACUAAAAUUGAUUCAUGAUCAGCGGCGUAGCUCUAUGGUUCUUAUGCCAUUCCACGAACGGAAGCGAAGACGUGAUUCGAUCGAAUUAGAAGAUCCGUUUAUUGGAUUUCCAGAUGUUCCACACGUUCCAGAACAACGAGAAACCAAGAAGCGGAAGCUGAUCAGUGUUGCUCGCAGUCCAGUUAUUACCAGAAGUGCUACGCGAUCGAACCAAGAAGAAAAAGUGCUUGAGUAGUUAAAAUUAAAUGAUACUGAGCCCGGUUAACCGUAGCGGUAUUAUCUGAAUUGAAUGAAUAAUUAUUUUAAGUUAACUUAUAUUCGGCAAUUGAAUUGCAUUCAGAAUUUCAAAGAAAACAUUGAAUUUGUAUUUGUCCUACAUUAUUUCAAAUAAGUUAUUAUUUUCUCAAAGAAGGGAGAAUUGUUGUAUAACAGUUAAGUUGAUGUAAUGAACAAAACUCUCAGAUUGAGAGUUCAAUAAGCAUGCAAUACAAUACAGGGCUCAGUCGAGUCUAGUGCAUGAAACAGACAAGAAGCCUUUCAAGAUUAUCAUCCGAAAACCUUUAUAACCCGUAGUAAAGCCAUAGUCCGGAGUGACCUUCUAGUAGUUUUUAAAAAGUGUUUUAAGUAUAA
Molecule: messenger RNA, 1741 nt
Organism: Aedes albopictus (Asian tiger mosquito)
Lineage: Eukaryota; Metazoa; Arthropoda; Insecta; Diptera; Culicidae
Exons: 3
Coding region: 375-1346 (323 amino acids)
Source: RefSeq, a predicted model, not a curated record